UGUAAAUAUGUUAGACUAUAAUAUAACUUUUAAUAUAGAUUCAGGUUACCAUACUAAUAUAAGUACAUGUUGAUUGUUUAGUGUUUGUUACAUCACAAUUAUGCCUUCGUUAUUCCGACGUAUGAGACAACCAACGAACAAUUAUAUUCCCCCAAGAAAAUUUAAGGAAAAAAACAUUCUCUCCGCAAUAUUGGGGACGGCAACCAUUGUUGUGCUUUGUGCAAGUUUAGCGGAACCAAUGUGGUUUGAAUUAAAGGGAGGACAAUGCUGUCAUAGUUUCCUGGGGUUAAAAACAUUUUUCUCUACCAUUGGGACUGGAUAUUUUCAAGAAGAUAUAUUGUAUGACGAACCUCUGGACUGUGAGAAGGAAAAUAUCUCUGGUCAUGUUUCAUACCAACAUUGCAUCAACUCGCGUACGUUGACUUUAAUUCAAGUUAUCAUUGUGUUUUGUUUCCUCGCUAUAAUAAUGAGUUUGUUUUCGUUUAUACUUGAUGUUAUCGCACCAAGGCACAAACCUUUCUGGAAAGUUUUAAAAAGAUAUUCUUUUGGUUACGUCAGUACAGUUCUACUUUGCGCCACGAUGGUUGGCUUUUCAUAUUGGGCGUCACAGGAGAUUUUCACUCUCCAAUAUCAACAUCGACUUUAUGAAGGCAGCAAAGUGACGGUUAGCUUCAGUAUAGGGGUGUACCUCAUCGCGUGCGCUGGGGGGAUAGCUGUCUUGGCGACGGCGUCCAACCUUAUGAGGCAAUAUCCAACUGAUGAAGAAGAACAAGCUGCAAGGUUGAUGGAAGAGGAAUCGGAAGAUGAAACGACAUGGUCUUCUUCUGGAAGGCCUCCCCCUUAUGCUCCUUGAUUUGUAUUUAGCCAAAGAAAAGACAUAAAGAAUACCGACACAAUGUUUUAAAUACACAUCUAGAAGAUAAGACGACAUGAUCAUCUAUUAGAAGAACCUAUCUUAUGCUCCAUAAUAUAUAUUAAACUAAGAAAUUAAAGAUCAAGAAAUUACUCUAAAUAUGCUGACUUCUAUCUGGUAAUCCAUGAUUAUAAUCAACUAAAGAUAUGAAAACAGACCAUGCAGACCAUAUAGACAAAGCAUUAUUUUUAACAAAUUCUAGACCUUUAAAAAUUAUACUCUAGACCACCUGCUGCAUGAUUUAUAUUAAACUGAAAAAGGGGAAUAGAAUAUGCGGACACAAUGUAUUUCUUAACAAUUAUUUACCCCAAUGAAACUUGGUUUUAAAUGCACACUCAAAAGAUAAUACAACAUUGUUCUCAUAUUUCAAGUCUCUGUUUUAAAUAGUAUCACAUGUCAUUUGUUAAA
Molecule: messenger RNA, 1321 nt
Organism: Ciona intestinalis (vase tunicate)
Lineage: Eukaryota; Metazoa; Chordata; Ascidiacea; Phlebobranchia; Cionidae
Source: RefSeq, a predicted model, not a curated record